CCCCCCACCCCGGGCACCCCUCCCCUCUCCAGCCCUCAGCGCUUCUUGCGAGUAGACAGUGGCUAGCUCCUUUUCGCCGGGAAGCGGGUACAGCGAUUGGGUGACGAUCCCUUAGCCCACAAGUUCCGCGUCGGUUUCAAGGCUCCUCCCUCCGAGUGAAAGACAGACUCCGGGGCGCCUGGAAACCGGUCGGGGAGAGGGAGAGGGAGCCCAGUUGAGGGAUUGACACAAAUGGUCAGGCGGCGGCGGCGGAGGCGGAGGCGGAGGCGGAGGCGGAGGCAGAGGUGCGCUCUCGCCGGGGCCCGGGACGCCGGAGCUGCGCCGCCCGCCGAGCGGCAGCGCCCGCCGGACGAACCGGCACUCGGGGCUCUCCCCGACUCGCCCCCCGCCGGCGCUUCAUGAAUCGCCAGUUUCCGCGGCGGCGGCGCCGGCUGCGGGACGCGGAGCGAGCGCGGGACGAAGAGGGCAGCGGCCGCCGGGGGGGCGCCGGCAGCAGCUCGGGCGGAGCGGCGCCCGGGACGGGGCCGAGAAAGUAUGGCUGAGCGGGGGGCGCCCAGGGCGACCGCGGCCGGCGGCGAGCGCCGGCAACUUUGCGCGGCGCUCCGGGGGCCGCCGCCGCCGCUGCUGCUGCUGCUCCUGCCGCUGCUGCUGCCGUCGGGGGUCCGCUCGCAGGCGGCCGGCCAGGGGCCCGGCCCCGGGCAGCCGCCGCCGCCGCCCCCGCCGCAGCCGCAGGCGGCCGGGCAGCAGCAGCCGCCGCCGCCGCAGCAGCAGUACCACGGCGAGCGCGGCAUCUCCAUCCCGGACCACGGCUACUGCCAGCCCAUCUCCAUCCCGCUGUGCACCGACAUCGCCUACAACCAGACCAUCAUGCCCAACCUGCUGGGCCACACGAACCAGGAGGACGCAGGGCUCGAGGUGCACCAGUUCUACCCGCUGGUGAAGGUGCAGUGCUCGGCAGAGCUCAAGUUCUUCCUGUGCUCCAUGUACGCGCCCGUGUGCACCGUCCUGGAGCAGGCGCUGCCGCCCUGCCGCUCUCUGUGCGAGCGGGCCCGCCAGGGCUGCGAGGCGCUCAUGAACAAGUUCGGCUUCCAGUGGCCCGACACGCUCCGCUGCGAGAAGUUCCCAGUGCACGGCGCCGGCGAGCUCUGCGUGGGCCAGAACACGUCGGACAAGGGCACCCCGACGCCCUCGCUGCUGCCCGAAUUCUGGACCAGCAACCCCCAGCACGGGGUCGGGGGCGGCGCGGGGGGCUCCCGAGGCGGGGGCGGCGCCGGGGGCGCCUCCUCCUCGGAGCGGGGCAAGUUCUCCUGCCCGCGGGCGCUCAAGGUGCCCUCGUACCUCAACUACCACUUCUUGGGGGAGAAGGACUGCGGCGCCCCUUGCGAGCCCAGCAAGGUGUACGGGCUCAUGUACUUCGGGCCAGAGGAGCUGCGCUUCUCGCGCACCUGGAUCGGCAUCUGGUCCGUGCUCUGCUGCGCCUCCACGCUCUUCACCGUGCUCACGUACCUGGUGGACAUGCGGAGGUUCAGCUACCCGGAGCGGCCCAUCAUCUUCCUCUCGGGCUGCUACACGGCCGUGGCCGUGGCCUACAUCGCCGGCUUCUUGCUGGAGGACCGGGUGGUCUGCAAUGAAAAGUUUGCGGAGGAUGGAGCCCGCACGGUGGCCCAGGGCACCAAAAAGGAGGGCUGCACCAUCCUCUUCAUGAUGCUCUAUUUCUUCAGCAUGGCCAGCUCCAUCUGGUGGGUGAUCCUCUCCCUCACCUGGUUCCUGGCAGCCGGGAUGAAGUGGGGCCACGAGGCCAUCGAAGCCAACUCGCAGUACUUCCACCUGGCAGCCUGGGCGGUGCCGGCCAUCAAGACGAUCACCAUCCUGGCGCUGGGGCAGGUGGAUGGAGAUAUCCUCAGUGGGGUGUGCUUUGUGGGCCUGAACAACGUGGAUGCUCUGAGGGGCUUCGUGCUGGCGCCCCUCUUCGUUUAUCUCUUCAUCGGCACCUCCUUUCUCCUGGCCGGCUUCGUGUCUCUCUUCCGCAUCCGCACCAUCAUGAAGCAUGAUGGUACCAAGACAGAGAAGCUGGAGAAGCUCAUGGUCCGGAUAGGCGUCUUCAGCGUCCUCUACACCGUCCCUGCCACCAUCGUCAUUGCCUGCUACUUUUACGAGCAAGCCUUCAGAGAACAGUGGGAGCGAAGCUGGGUGGCCCAGAGCUGCAAGAGCUACGCCAUCCCUUGCCCUCAUCACCAGGGCGGUGGGGGGCCCCCUCCCCACCCACCCAUGAGCCCGGACUUCACAGUCUUCAUGAUCAAGUACCUCAUGACAUUGAUUGUGGGCAUCACCUCCGGCUUCUGGAUCUGGUCGGGCAAGACCCUUAACUCUUGGAGAAAGUUCUAUACCAGACUUACCAACAGCAAACAGGGGGAAACCACUGUUUGAGAGAGAAACCUACAUCCCACAAGCACCCAACCCCAACAAAAAGCCAUUUCCAGUUUCCUCCACUUUCCCAUCCCUGAAAAGGUGGCUCCAGAGGAUUCAUUCCUCUUGUUUGGCUCUUUCCAGCUAGGCUUCCUCUCUCACACACACUUUAAAAAGACAAAACAAAAACCCUUCAAAUCUCUAAAACCGUCCCUGGAAGCAAGCAAACAAGGGGACUUAACUGCUAGGAGAGAUUUGGGACAUACUGAAUACGGACACCUCACUCUCUGGUACCAAGACUUUAUGGUUUUAUGGUUGUAAAUAGCCUGUGUAAGAUUUUUGUAAGUAUAUUUGUAUUUAAAUGAUGGAAAAUCACAUUUUUAAUUAUUUAGGGAUUUUGAACCAUUCCCAGAUUUUCUUCCUUUGCUUUCCUCUCCCUCGCCCAAGUAUUCCAAAAAGAAAAAAAGGGGGGGGGGGAGGUAGCACACAGGUUUUUUCAGAGCCAUCUGCUCAGGGUUGAGCAGAGAAGUCUUGAUUUUGUUGCCAUGUCCGACAAUUCUCCCCUCCUUUCCCUCUGACCCCACUCCCCCUUUCUGAAGUGGGUUGGGGGAACUCAGAUCUCUUCCAGCCUUCCCUAAACUGGGAGGUUUGCCAGUCCCAAUUCCACCCUCCCCUGGGGGCAGAUUCUGAAGCCUCGUCUUUUUACUUUACAAAACCGAAUUUUCUACGUGAACUGUGCUCAAAGCUCACCAGGGACCUGGCAGAUGUGGGUGCAGUCAGUCUUCAGCCUGCUACCACAACCCACCUCUCAUUCCCAGGCACUCUAAUGGUGACACUUAACCUGGUUUGAGGGUGAAUAGGUUGUAAAUUCCAAGCUUGUUUUCCAGUCUACUUUUUCAUGGAUGAACUCAUUUUUUUUUUCCCUGAGUGUGUAAAAUCUGAAAUAGAUUUGGCCAACCUCAUGGAAAAAAAUGUGGUGACUGAGCUUUCAGAGAAGACAUCAUGGGUUGGAAGAGACUGGAAAUGGGGGUUUGAAAAUGUUCAUUUCAAUUGUGGAUUCAUUCUUGGCAGUCUGCCUCCUGGAUCUAGACAGCUUAAGUGUUUAUAGUUUACUCUUCUGUAAACAAAAACAGUUGAGAUCACCUGGAAAUCUCUAUUGGAAAAAUGGAUAUUUAUUGUCAUUAACAGGACAACAAAAUAUAAACAGGAUCAGAAAAACUUUAGGGGUUCAGGAUAAUGGGCUUUUCCACAGUGUAUUGCUAUAAUCACUUUUGGAAAUUAAUUUACAAACCAAUUAUUAAUUGGUCUUUUAACUGCAGAACUCUUUAAGGAAACAAAAUGUUGUAUGUGGUUAACCCAUUCGUGUUAUUAAGAAACUAAGAUUGAGGAGUCCUGGAUGGGGGAGGGGAGAAGAGACAGUCGGUGCCUCAGAUGGGGGAACCUGAGAAGAUUCUGGAGGCUGAGGAGCAUCAGCAAUUGAUGGGUUUAUUCCCUCAAUAAAAUGAUAUUGCAUAAAAUGGGGGAAAGGGGGCCCAUGUUCUGCUACCUUAAAAUCUUAUGUGCUUCUCUUUCCCCACAGAUUUGUACAUGCAAAAGAAAAAUAUGAUCGUCAUAUUUUUUUGUGUGAGUUUGUGUGGAAGGAAAGGAGGAGAAAUGCAUCUGUCCUGCUAGCAUUGUUUUGAACUUUCAGAGUAUAUCAUAAAGCCUGUACUUAAAAUCCUAAAUUAAUCUGUGACUGUCAUAAGCCUAAAAUGCAAAGGUUUCUUUCUUUUUUUAAAAAAAAAUUUGGUAUGCAUUUAUUCUGUUCACUAUCACAAGAUCAUCUAUAUUUAUAGAGGAAUAGAAGUUUAUAUAUAUCAAAUACCAUAUUUUUAAUUUCGCAAAUAAAAAAUUGAGGUUUUGUAUAAAAUGCUAUGGUCUUUGUGCCUCACAGGAAGAGAGCUGGUACUGUCUGCUGUCUUUACAUUUUAUAAGGGUCUCCUAAGCCCGCCCCACUGUAUGAGGAAUUCAGCACAGGGAUCCAUGAAACAGGUUUGCUGCUUCAACAUUUAGGCUGGCUUAGAUAAAUCUGUCUCUCCAAAGAACUAUGGUAAUCAUAUUCAGCAUCUCUGUUGUGGUUGAUAUCAUUGAACCCAAGAAAAGAGCUGUUUUUUAUAAAAGAGUAAAAGAGAAGUUUGUAAGGAUGUUGUCCAGAAAGCUUACGAUUUUAUCACCAAAAAACCAGCCCCCCCCACCCCAUGAACAGAUUUACAUGACUAUUUUUAGUAUUUUUGUUUACAUUUCAUCAAUUGUCAUAAUAUUGAUGAUAUUAACUUCUCUCUCCAGUUCUCAAUAUUCAGAAACAAUCAAUGAAAUGUGAUUUUAAGCAUUUUAGACUACAAUUAGAUUUAGGACUUAAGAAAAAUUAGAUGGAAUGCUUUUGAAGCUCCCAAAUUGAUCUCUUUCAAGGAACCUUUAUUGUAAUCUCCCACAGAAUUAUUUAUGUGAUUGGCUCAAAAGUUUUGAUUUUUUUUAUUAAAGAUUUUUAAAAAAAUUUUUAGUUUGAGGAAUACAUACAGAGGUUACUGCACAUUUUAUAACAUGGAAGUCAGGACAGAUUUAUCAUCUAAACUACAAACAAAAAAUUGGAAAUUUAAAAAUCUAGAAUAGCUUUGUUUAAAAGAAGAAAGAAGAAAAAAACUGUUACUCUAUAGAUUCAACAUUUCUUUUGUGAUAUAUUUACAUUGUAAUGUUUUUGGUCAAUCACAAUGGGCUAAAAUGACUUCUAUCUAUUGCAAUUAUGUUUUGGUUAUAAAGGAAUUGAAAGAACUGUUUCUGUUAUUCAACUUUAGGGAAUUUGAAAAUAUUUUCCCCAUUGGGAAAAGUAAAUAUUUAUAGCCUAAAAUUUUAGGUAGCAUUUGUACAAUAAUUCGCAUAUACUUCUCCCCUACCUUUGUUAAACUGCUUUAAGUAAAUAAAGUAGCUAUUUGAAAAGUCCUUCUGUAAAGACAUGGAAAAACCAACAGCUCUAAAUAAUAAGAAAAAUGUAUCUCUUAGGAUAUGAGGUAAUUCAAAGAGGUAAUUUCUAAAAAUCUGCUUUGAUGCCCUGACUUAUUUUUUUCUGAAAAGUUGCACCAGAUUUUACAUGAGGAUUAAAUGUUAGGAUACUACUUAGCCUGGGUGGUAAGGAUAGUUUGAUAGUGAGUUUGAUGCAGAAGGGUUUUGUAAGCUAGCUUUAAAUACUUGUAGAAGGGCUUUUAAAAUCCUCACCAGGCUCUGUUAUUGGAGCUCAAGUGACUUAAUACUGAAAGUUUUAAAAAAGAAAUAAAAAAUUAGGUGCUUUUAUAUUGAUUACCAAACCAUGAUGCCUCAAAGACCAUAGAGCCAUUGGCAAUGGUGUCACAGUGGCUGGAGGGCCAUGUUGAUGUUCCCCUGACAAUCCUUGUUUUUUAUAGGAUUUAACUUGUUCUCUUGUUAUUGUUAAUAACAACUAUCAGAAUCAUUUCUCCCCUCUAACCCCAGCUUCCUUGAUUUAACUAUUGGGAUGAGUGUGUGUAUAUACACAGUAAAGAGAAACUUCUGAUGCUUUUAAAAGAAAAAUAAAUAUUUAAUACACUUACAUUUUGUAGCCCCCAAGGGUCAUAUUCUUAAUUGCAGAGAGUGCUUCCCCACAUCAGCCCCUGUAAGAUGGAUAGGCAGGGGUUGAAGCUAAUCUUUCAGUUAGUUCUGUGGCAAUCACUCGUCAAAGAGAGUUUAUACUACUGCUCCUUUUGUCUCCAGUGAGCAAUGGUAGACCCCUCACAUACUUCUGCACUCUUCUGAAAGAAGAGCUUUAGAAGAGUGAAUGAUAGGCAACUAGUUAAAACAAGGCCUAAACACAAGGUAUUUGAGUACUUAGGUGUGAUUUCAGAUCGGUUCCACUGACUGACACCAGAUACAUCAGGCUGAAUACAUGUUUGUCCAGGAAAAGGUUUUCUUUUAACUCUUGCUGCUCUACUUUUUAUUUUUCUUUUAGUCAAUGUAAUAAGCUAUAGGCCAGAUUUUGUGCCAUCAAUGUACAAUCAAUUAAAGCCAAUGGCAUACCAUUUGUAGAUACACUGCAGAAUUUCUCAUUAUAGUCCAUUUAGGGGUUAGGAUAGCUUUGGCCUUCAAAGAUACAAACUAUGGGGCAGCUAGGUGGCACAGUGGAUGGAGCACCGGCCCUGGAGUCAGGAGGACCUGAGUUCAGAUCCGGCCUCAGACACUUGACACUUACUGGCUGUGUGACCCUGGGCAAGUCACUUGACCCCAAUUGCCUCACUAAAAAAAAAAAAAAAAAAGAUACAAACUAUGUAGCUGUAUCCCAUGCACCAACUAAGCUUUGGUCCAAUGUGACUUAGAAUUCCCACUAACUUUAGAUGGGUAAAUGUUUUCUCUUAGCUUUAUUAUGUUCUUUGAUACAUGGCUGAAUAAGAAGUCACUUUGUUGAUUAAACUGCAGACAACCUCUGGACUAAUUUUUAUAAGGCACACUGCAAGAAGUGAUAACCAGUUUCUCCCUAAAAAGGGAGCAUCAUGAUCUUUGAACAUAUGAGCACUCCCUUAUAUGUUAUAAAUAGGGAUUUACAUUUUUUUUAAAAUUAGGACUUUAGCAUGGCUGAGUAACAAAAUUUAAUGUCUUCAAUAUGAUUUUGAUUAGGGUGAUUGUACAUUUUUUUUAAAGUAAAUAGUCUGAAGGUCAUAAUCAGCUCUACCAGCCAAGGAGAUAUUUAACUUCAGUUAUUUAGAAAAGUAAACAAAUUCCAGUUUAGUUUCUGAUUUCCCAGUAGAGAAUAUUCAUAAAUUAUUGUUUUCAUUUUCAGAUAGUUCUGUUCUAAGACAGCAGCAUGCUUCUAAAUAAUACCAUUUAGAUGGUUUUUGAAAGGCCACUUUAAUGAAUUGCCUGGAUGUCUUGUAGCAGCAAUCAGAUAUAAAACGUCUCUCAAAAGCAUAUAUAUGCACCUUUUCCCGCAUUUAGCAUCCUUUAGAAAACUAUUUAAGAUUGAUUGCAUUUCUUUGAAAUCUACACAUUCUUCACAAUCAUUUCAAUUAAAAUUUAAAAUUUUAGAAUUACAAACAUCAAUACACAGAUGUUCUGUACAUUUCAAAUGAUAAAGAUCUCAAGAAUAUUUCUCUGUAGAACAUGUCUUAAAACGUAUAUCCAUAGCAAUGCAGUGAUUAACACAUUAAAAAAGAAGGAGCAGCAAUGCUUUUGAAA
Messenger RNA from Dromiciops gliroides (monito del monte), 7620 nucleotides. It is a transcript of the gene FZD1, whose product is annotated as frizzled class receptor 1. The transcript has a single exon. The record is from RefSeq and is a predicted model, not a curated record. Gene Ontology annotation, cellular component: plasma membrane. NCBI's taxonomy places the organism in Eukaryota, Metazoa, Chordata, Mammalia, Microbiotheria, Microbiotheriidae. Gene Ontology annotation, molecular function: Wnt-protein binding; Wnt receptor activity. The coding region runs from base 535 to 2427 and encodes 630 amino acids. Gene Ontology annotation, biological process: non-canonical Wnt signaling pathway; canonical Wnt signaling pathway.